This is a messenger RNA of Acanthochromis polyacanthus (spiny chromis), 5796 nucleotides long. RefSeq names its product vir like m6A methyltransferase associated (gene virma). NCBI's taxonomy places the organism in Eukaryota, Metazoa, Chordata, Actinopteri, Pomacentridae. The transcript has 26 exons. The record is from RefSeq and is a predicted model, not a curated record. Gene Ontology annotation, cellular component: RNA N6-methyladenosine methyltransferase complex. Gene Ontology annotation, molecular function: RNA binding. Bases 59 to 5623 code for a protein of 1854 amino acids.
UGACCCGGAAGUUUUCGCAAACCCGGAAGGUACCCCUGGCCCGGCUAGCAGCAGCAGGAUGGCGGGGGACACUUCAACGGAGCUUCUUUUUCUUGAUACGUUUAAGCACCAGAGUGCAGAGUUGACCAACGUGGAUGUGGUGCGGUUUCCUUGUGGGGUGCUGAUCACAGAGGUGCGGGUCAUUCCUCCAGGGAUCAAGGCUCACAGCAACCUGCCUGACAGCAGAGCGUUUGGGGAGACCUCUCCUCACGCCUUCCAGUUGGAGCUGUUCUUCAAUAAUGUCACCAAACCCAACAACCCCACCUUCCACAGACUGGGCAGUCUGGAGUACGACGAGAACAAGUCCAUCGUGUUCAGGCCCAGCGGGAAGGUGAACACAGACGGCCUGGUGCUGCGUGGCUGGUACACCAGUCUGACGGUGGCAGUUUAUGGGACGGCAGAGCGCUCGCAUGGACACGACCAGGACUCACCGCCUCCUCCUCCACCUCCACCUCCUCAGCAGCCGAGCGGGCUCAAGAGGAUCGUUAAACAAGAUUGGGAGAAAGAUGACCAGUACAACGGCAGCCCACCCAGACCAGCACCCAGAGGCCCUCGUACUCCGCCUGGACCUCCACCUCCGGAUGAUGAUGAGGAGGAGCAGGUCCCAGUGACGGUGGGCGUGGUCAAAGACGAGGCGUGCGAAGGCCGUGACGACUACCUGGAAGCCGUUUCGCCGGAAAGGUCGCUGCCGGCCGACGAAACCUACUCGGACGCCGAACAGGAGGAAGAGGGCGAUGAGGAGGAGGAAGAGGAGGAGCAGGAGGAGGAAGAAGACGCCCGGACCGAGGGCAGCGCGCCUGAAGAGGACGAAGAAGAAGAGGAGGAGGAGGAUGAGGGUGAGGACGAGGAAGAGGAGAUGGAGGAAGGUGAUGAUGGCUACGAGCAGAUUUCCAGCGAUGAGGACGACCUGGACAACGGGAGCUUCAAGCUGCCCUCCUUCGACAUGGACUACACUCCUGAGGACCUCGCGUCCGUCCCACCAGUCCAGUACGACCCGUAUGAACGAGAACUCAGACCCCUGCUCUACUUCACUCCUCCAUACAAGACUCGCUUCGACACCCAGUUUGAGAAGGCCACUGUGGACGAACCCAGAGACGCUGGUGGAACAGAAGGAGCAGCAGCUUCAGAGGAGGCUGAGGCUGUUACUCAGCUGAAAGAACUGCUGGCUAGUAUCGGCGACGACAGAGACGCCCGCUGGGUCACUGCUCUGGAAGAGGCACCUGGACUCCUGACCAAAGGGUUGGCUUAUUUUCUGAAGCAGGGAGCGGCAGAGAUGGAGGACCAUGUUAAAGUUUUAGUGCAGUGGACUCUCCAGGCUCUCAAUAUGGAGGUAGCUCUCACUCAGCCCAUCGCUCUGAACCUCAGGCAGCUAAAAGCUGGAGCGAAGUUGGCUUCAUACCUGGCAGAGUGUCCACAGGGCCUCACGGUGCUGCUGCGUGAGGGGGCCCUGAGUGUGCUGCUGGAGCUGCUCCAUGCAGACCACGUUUCCUCCACGCUGAAGCUGAGUAUCCUGAGAGCUUUGGACGCUCUGAUCAGCGCUCCUGCCGGCGUGGAGGCUUUCCUGCAUGUAGGAGAUUCAGAGAAGAGCGGCUAUCAGCGUCUGGUCCAGCUGUUCCUGCGUGAGGAAACCGUGAGGGUCAUAACAGCUGGAAACGCCAUAUUACAGAAGAGCCACAUGCAUGAGGUGCUGGUCGACCUGCAGAAUGCGGCAGCAGCAUGGAGCGAACCGCAGCAGGUAACGGCAAAACCCACUCAUCCACAAACACUUCAAAGACCGAGGAAGCCUUUUAAUGACCGACGUUAUCCUCAGGAGGAGAUGGAGGAUGCUGAGAGCCCGAUGGAGGAAGAACCGUCUCUGAGCUCCCCUCCUGUGAGCGAGGCAGAGCUUGACAGGAUGACGGGCGUUCUGGAGGAGCUUCAUCACCUGCUGGAGACGGCUCCUCACUGCAUGGUGCAGCCGCCUGGAAAAGCCUUCCCCACCAGUGCUAGAAUAACAGGACCACAGGAGAGGGACAACCCAUACCCUACUCUGUACAGGUACAUGCAUGCCUGUCAUUUCCUGGAGAGCACAACGGCGGUGUUGUCGGCGGCGGCAGCAGCCGGUCACGUUGGUGUCACCCAAGCUGUCAGAGAGCUGCUCCGCUUCCUGUCCGUCACCCAGGCAGGCCUGCUCUUCCUCCUCGCCCAACCAACGCCCACCAACCUGCUGCUGCGUCUGCUGGCGUCGAUGGCGGAGUCCGAGGCCGAGGAGAGCACGUUCACAGGAGGAGACGGAGGCGUCGCGGGGCCGGGGUUCGGUGAGGAAGGCUUCGGCGUUUGGUUGAUGCAGGCGCUUCACGCUCUGCAGGGCGUGUCGGAGCUGAUGAGCCACGUGGCUGCAGGAGGAGACGGCGGUGCAGGACUAGAGGAAGGCGACAACGCAGAGGUUCUGGGCAUGCUCCACGCGCUCUACCUCAUGACCUUCACGCAGACCGGUCGCAGUGCUGUGGCGCAUGUUUUCAGCCUGGAGAACAACCUGUCCUGUCUGGUUACGCUGCUGCAGCACCACAGCAAGGAUGGACAGGGUGAAGCCAAAGCUCGUAAAGCAGUGACUUAUAACUACGCCUGCAUGCUGGUGUUGCUGGUGGUGCAGACGUCUAAUGAACUGAGGAUGAUGGAACAAUUUGCUGCUCCGCUGCUCACAUUAGCCAAAGCAGACGACACCAAUGCCAAGUUACAGGAGCUCAGUAAAUGGCUGGAGCCUCUGGAGAAACUUCGCUUUGAGAUUGGCAGCAUUCCUGUCCUCAUCGACUACAUCAAGCAGAAUGUGGAAAAUGUGUUAACUGCUGAGGGAACCGGGCUGGUCGCCGCUCUGAGGGUCCUCUGUCACAUCGCCUCCCCGCCUCCAGCCAUAGAAGGUCAGCAGAGGGAUCUGAAGUGGAGCCUUGCAGGCGUCCAGCUGUUCUCUGGUGAAGGUCUGGAUACCUGUGUUCGCGUCCUGCAGAAGCUGUGCAGCGUCUUACUGCAGCCAUGGCGCGUUCACGGACACAUGGGCCCGACGCCGCAGCGCUGCAUGAUCCUCAGUGUUUGCAUCAGCACGCUGCGGCUGCUGCGCACCAUGCUGACGGAGCUGCUCCGAGGGGGAGCGUUUCAGUUCAGGGACACUCGCGUCGCCAACGUUUUGGUGACGCUCCACAUGAUCGUGUGCUCCAUUCCUGCGUCUGGACGUCUAGACGGGGAGGAGACCAGAGUGCAGGCGCUCAUCGUGGAUGUGCUGCUCACCUUCACGCAGGGAGUCAAUGAGGAGGUGACUCAUACAGAAGAGACUCUGGCCAGUAACACGUGGUCUCUGAUGCUGAAGGAGGUUUUAAGUUCGCUCCUAAAAGCUCCUGAAGGUUUGUUUUCUGGUCUGACGCUGCUGUCGGAGCUCCUGCCUCUUCCUCUGCCGAUGCAAAGCACUCAGGUGAUUUCAGUCCAAGAUGUGGCUGUGGCCUUAAACACCAGGAAGCUGUGGAGCAUGCACAUCCGGGCGCAGUGGAAAGUGUUUUCCGAGGCUCUGCGUUGUGUUUGCGCCACCAGCUGCCCUCCUCUGCUGGCCAUGCUGAGGAGAGUGUGUGUUCAGCUGGCAGACCUGUCCUCGCCCACCGCAACGCUCAUCAUGAAGGCGCUGCUGGAGCUGCUGCUGGAGGAGCUGCAGCCGGCCGAGGGGAAAGGCGUCUGCUGGAGUCAAGUCCUGCGUCUGCUGUCCCUGAUGGACGCUCUGGUGUCUCAGAGAGCCUGUAAGAGUGCAACGCUUAGCCUGUUGUCGGGUUCGGUUUCUGGAGACGAACAGCUGGCCGAUCUGUUCCCGCUGCUUCUGUCUCUGUUGGUUCCUCCGACCGAUCACUCCUUACAGCAGCAGCAAUGCAGCGUUCUAGUAGGAACCAUAUUACAGUCACUGUGUGACCAGGACAUUUCUCUGGCGGUGCCUCCGCCUGGUGAAGGAUGUUUGUCGGAGGCUGAGCAGCUCGCCAAUGCACUUCCUGGGCGGGAGAUGAUGUCAUCAGUGUGCACCUCGCUGUUAGAGGUUUUGGGGAAUUCAGAAAGCAGCGUGCCGCUUCUCCUCACCUGCAUCAGGACUCUGACGUUCCUCACAGAGCACGACUAUGGAUUGUACCACCUCAAAGUAGCUCUGAAGAAACACGGUGCAAGUUUGUGCUCGCUGCUGAAGCGGUUGGUGUUUUCCUUCAACAAGGACUCGGCAGAUCUGCUUUCAGCUCUGCUCGACUUUCUCAGGCAGAUUGUCAACACAGAAACAAUGUGUGUAGAGGAGGGUCAAGGCUCCAGCGACGAUUCCGCCUUCGUUCCUCCUCGGCUGCUGUCGGGCUCUGAGAUGAAAGCUCUGCUGCAGUGGGAGGAGUCCGAUUCGCAUCCACUUCCUGCUUUAGAGAAGCAGAUUACGAAACUCUGUAAAGAAGACGAAUCGCUGGAGACUAUGUUGGACAACGUGAUUGUUCUGAGGCAGACGUUGGAGACGGCCACUGAUUCGCCUCCUGCACCUGAAACUGAACCCACUCUGCCAGCUCCUGAGGCACUGGGAGCCCAGUUUAACCACAGGACGGUAUUCAUUCUGUCAGAAGCUCUGGAUGAGCACCUGAAGGCUCUGUGGUUCUCUCCCUUCCAGACUGACGACAUUGAAGCUGAUCUCGACAUGGUGAAGGUGGAUCUGGUGGGUUUGGCUCAGGAAUGUUGUCCAGAACUGGACCUGAAGGCCGAACUGGAGCGCUCCUUCCUCUCAGAACCGUCCUCUCCUGGUCACACCAAGGCUCCUAAAGGCUUCCGACUGGGAAAACACAAACACGAGACCUUCAUUACAUCCAGCGGUAAAUCCGACUACGUUGAACCCGCUAAAAGAGCUCACAUCAUGGCGGCUCCUCGCGGCCGUGGAGGUCGAGGAGGGUUUGGACAGAACAUGUCCCGGCCUCACGACAUCUUCCGCCUCCGCAAACAGAACACGUCCCGUCCUCCCAGCAUGCACGUGGACGACUUUGUGGCGGCGGAGUUUAAAGACAUUACCACCCCACUCGGGCUGUUGCCCCCUAAACGCCCUCCAAAGAGCACCCCCAAACCCCCCACCAGAGGACUGUUCACCGGCAACAGAGGCAGAGCCACCUUCCACAGCCAGACUCGCUUUUUCACUCCACCGCAACCAAAAGGUGUCCUGCUGUCAGGUAACUACACUCGCAGAGAAGGAGGCCGAGGUUCAUCGUGGAGCGGCCAAGUUCCCGCCGUCACUCACAGAGGAACCUACAGCGAACCCCGAGGAGGUCAGAGCAACUUCACACGAGGACCUUUACCCUCCCGACAACCGCCAGCGAAAUGCUUUGACUUCUCCUCUCCAGGCACGUAUCGACUGGCUCCCCGUGAUCGGGCGCCGCGAGGCCGAGGAGGCACCGGGCUGUCGUGGCUCACCGGAGGAGGCGGCGGCGGCAGCGUCGGAGGAGGAGGCGGCGGGGGAGGCGGCGGAGGAGGAGGAGGAGGAAGAGGGUCUCAGGGGAGCAAGUUCAGCGGCGGGGGAGGCAGCGGAGGUGGGAGGGGCAGGCACGUCCGCUCCUUCACCAGGUAAACUCACCUGGACAGUGACUGCGGCCCCUCGUGGCGUCAAAUGGACCAAUCCGGAUACACUAUCUCCAUGGAAACGUGGCGGUGUGAUGUUGUCGCGACGACGUACAGACUGUGUUGAUGUUUUCUGUUUUGUUAUGAGUUGUAAUCAGAGAAUAAAGCUGAUAGUAAAUAAGA